Molecule: messenger RNA, 606 nt
Organism: Trichoderma aggressivum f. europaeum
Lineage: Eukaryota; Fungi; Ascomycota; Sordariomycetes; Hypocreales; Hypocreaceae
Exons: 3
Coding region: 1-606 (201 amino acids)
Biological process (GO): intracellular protein transport; retrograde transport, endosome to Golgi
Cellular component (GO): endosome; retromer complex
Source: RefSeq, a predicted model, not a curated record
AUGACUUUCCUCAUCCUUGUGAUUGGAGACCUGCACAUCCCGGACAGGGCGCUGGACAUUCCCGCCAAGUUCAAGAAGCUGCUUGCGCCCGGCAAGAUUGGCCAGACUCUAUGUCUCGGUAACCUCACCGACAAGCACACCUACGAGUAUCUACGGUCCCUGUCGCCGGACCUCAAGAUCGUCAAGGGCCGCACCGAUGUCGAAGCCACGUCUCUCCCCUUGACGCAGGUCGUCACGCACGGCGGCAUCCGAAUUGGCUUCUUGGAAGGCUUCACGCUUGUUUCCAACGAGCCCGACCUGCUUCUAGCCGAGGCCAACAGACUGGACGUCGAUGUCCUGUGCUGGGGCGGCACUCACCGGUUCGAUGCCUUCGAGUACAUGGACAAGUUCUUCGUGAACCCGGGCAGCGCGACGGGAGCCUUCUUGACAGGAGCAAGCCUGGAUGCAGAGCCUACGUCUCCAAGCUUUUGCCUGAUGGAUGUCCAAGGCAUUUCACUGACUCUCUACGUUUACCAAUUAAAGACGGAUGAAAAGGGAAAUGAGAAUGUGGCGGUAGAAAAGGUUACUUAUACAAAGCCUGUGGAGCCAUCUACAGGUUCAUCAUGA